UUUUAAAGGAAAAAAACAAGCCGAGCGGCCGGUGUGAGCCGGCUCCAGCUUUAUGUGGGGGUGGUCUUCAUUUAUACAUAUAUACACGAGUAUUCUUUUUGUUGUUGUUUCUAAACCCACCCCGCCCAAGGGGUAAGCAGAGGAGAUGAAGGGACUCCUGCCGUUUUUCCGGGGCCUGCACACCGUGAGUAACCGUCAAGCCAAGCGCAAGGCUGGGAUUGUCGGUUCUCAGUGCGGGCUUUGCGGAACUCAGUCUGUGAACAAGCCACAGCCCAGAUUUGGGCUGCUGUUCGACAUCGAUGGUGUGCUUGUCCGAGGAAGGAUGCUAAUCCCUGCAGCCAAAGUGGCUUUUGAGAAGUUGGUCGACUCUCAGGGACAGUUUGUGGUGCCAGUUGUUUUUGUCACUAAUGCAGGGAACUGUCUUCGACAAACAAAAGCAGACCAGCUCUCUCACAUCUUGGGAGUCCCUAUUACGCAAGACCAAGUUAUCAUGUCCCAUAGUCCCCUGAGGAUGUUCAAGAAGUUCCACGAAAAAUGUGUCAUGGUGUCGGGACAGGGACCUGUCCUGGAAAUUGCUAAAAACGUGGGCUUUAAGAAUGUUAUCAGUAUUGACAUGGUGAGGGAGUCAUACCCGUUGCUGGAUAUGGUGGAUCACAACAGACGACCCAAACUGCCGUCCAGUCCUGUAGUCAACCUUCCUAAAGUUGAUGCUGUGGUUUUGUUCGGGGAACCAAUACGAUGGGAGACAAACCUUCAGCUGAUAAUUGAUGUUUUAUUGACCAACGGUAACCUCAACAGUCCUCACCAACCCCAUGGAAUACCUCAGCUCCCUCUUUUGGCAUGCAACAUGGACCUGAUGUGGAUGGCAGAGGCGAACUCUCCAAGGUUUGGCCAUGGGACGUUUCUUGUGUGCCUGGAGAAUAUCUAUAAAAAGAUAACUGGCAUAGACCUGAAGUAUGAGGCCCUCAUGGGAAAACCCAGCGAGCUGACCUACCAUUUUGCAGAGUACCUCAUCAGAAGCCAGGCCAUGCAGAGGCAAUGGAAACUUCCCAUCACAUCCCUUUAUGCUGUAGGUGAUAACCUCAUGACUGAUAUAUAUGGGGCCAAUCUGUACAAUCGCUUCCUGGAGGAGAGAGCUGCUAGAAAGAACCCCAAAGCUGUUGCGAAGGUGGCGGCUGCCACAGGGUCCAGCACCGCUAUGCCAGGGGGGGAGGAGGAGAUCGACAGCAUGUGGGAGAGUGAGCUUGCGCUGCCCUCUGCCACAUCCUGUAAGUCCAUCCUAGUUUGCACGGGGGUCUACAACCCGAACGCAGAGGUGCCGUCUGACGCAAACCGCUGCAUCAAAGAGACGGUGUUCCAUGGUCACCGGGACUUCAGGUUUGACCCUGCGCUGGUGGAGCCGGGCCACAUCGUGCAGGACAUAGCGGAAGCUGUGGACCUCAUCUUUCAGCAGGAAAAGUUUGUGCUUCAGUAGAGAUUCGAGUCCCGAAAUGUUCUGCACCAUUCAAGCACACGCGUGGUACGGCAUUAAACUGGGAACUUACCACUUAAUGCAAGAAACUGUUGGGAGUGCAUCACUGUGGACUUUGAGUAACUCACUGACAGACAGGGCAUUAACAUAAUAUAGGUCAUCUUCUAACAUUCAACAUGAAGACAAAUUUAAGAGAACAUGAAUCGUUUAACUGUGGCCAUCAUUUGGUUUUGUUACCGUCUUUAACAACGUGUUACUCGUAAGGAAAUGUGUUAUAGAUGCCUUAUUUGACCCUGGUUAUUUUUUAGAUGAUCGGAUGUGCUAGAGUACAAAGUUCUUAAAGUUUCCUUACAUUUAGGACAAGAGUUUGCCUGUGUUUUAGGAGAGCAUAUUCCAGAAAGAUGUGCUUUUCAUUAUUCCCUUUUUAGACCUUUAUUUACUCAGUUCACCCAUAAAGAUCUAUGCAUGAACACCAGAGAAAUAGUUUUACUGUAAUACCAACUGUUUGAUGUGCAAUAUUGUCCAAUAUCUUUCUUUAAAUAUCAUUGUAUGGUCUAUCCUCAUUACGUCUUGCGGUGAAAGCCAUAACCAAUAUUUCCACAGUUACUGUUUACCUGCCAGUGUUAGUUUUAAUGUUGAACAUCUGUUUCAAGCUCUCAGAUUUUCAUUUCAGAUACAAAAGCUAAAAACACAUCGAUUCACUCACACGUAAAGCCUUUUCCAACUCAUUUUUGUUGUAAGUACCUUACAUUGAAAAAAAAAAUAUUAAAUUACACAAUGGA
Molecule: messenger RNA, 2253 nt
Organism: Girardinichthys multiradiatus
Lineage: Eukaryota; Metazoa; Chordata; Actinopteri; Cyprinodontiformes; Goodeidae
Product: haloacid dehalogenase-like hydrolase domain-containing 5
Exons: 8
Coding region: 146-1474 (442 amino acids)
Biological process (GO): glycerophospholipid biosynthetic process
Cellular component (GO): mitochondrion
Source: RefSeq, a predicted model, not a curated record